Drosophila simulans is the source of this 871-nucleotide messenger RNA. RefSeq lists its product as uncharacterized. The record is from RefSeq and is a predicted model, not a curated record. The coding region runs from base 1 to 231 and encodes 76 amino acids. The transcript has 3 exons. NCBI's taxonomy places the organism in Eukaryota, Metazoa, Arthropoda, Insecta, Diptera, Drosophilidae.
AUGGUAUCCUUUGGCGGUGUGGCAAAACUAUUGAGAAGCUUUGAGUGCAGUGCCAGUUCGUGGGUCAAAGUCGUAAAUCCCGGAUGGUACGAGGCUCGUGAGAUUCCGAAGACCAUCCUAAUCCAGAAAGUGCAACAUGUGCCCCAAAAUACCAGGGUGAUACGCCAGCGACCUCAAACCGCGGAGCCGCCCAAGAAAUCCACUAGUCAAAAGCGCCAACUUAAUCUUUAAGCUCUAAAAAGAUAGGAAAAUAAUGACUCAUUGAUUUAAAUGUUUUAAUCGAAUGUACAUUGUAUUGAGUUGUCUCGCAGUCGUCAUCGAUUUCGGUAUUUUGUCUGCUCCGCGACACGGUCACACUGAGUCGGUGCCGAGUUUUUGCUUCGCGAGCAGGUGGUGUUGUCCAAUCAGAAUCGCCGUCGACGGCACGAAUAACAGAAAAAAAAAUUCCAAUAGAACAGCCGAGGGCGAUUAUUUAUGUGUGUUCAUGUUAAAUGUUAAAUGCAAAAUUACGCGACGCACGCUGCGCCCACGCGAUUUCGAAUCCGCAUCCGAUUGUUAAGUGCAAACACACACACACCAACCAAGUGAAUAUAAUAUGUAAGCGAAAGGCAAGAAGCCAGCAACAAAGCGCCAGUGAUAAGCGCAAUAAUAUAAAUGCAAUAUAGUAUAAAUUCAACGUGAAAAGAAAUCUCGCCAGCGAAAUACAAAAAAAAGCGGAGGCAGCGACAAAUGGAAAUCAAGCAAAAUGAAGAAGAGCGGAGAGAUAGAAAUCGUAAUGUGUAAGCGGGACCAGAGCGUAUGAAAAAAUCGAAAAAAAAACGGUGGAGCGAAGAUUAAAUAAAUUUACAAGUGUGUUUUGUAUUUGACCAGC